Messenger RNA from Humulus lupulus (European hop), 2108 nucleotides. Its product is annotated as scarecrow-like protein 3. NCBI's taxonomy places the organism in Eukaryota, Viridiplantae, Streptophyta, Magnoliopsida, Rosales, Cannabaceae. Gene Ontology annotation, cellular component: nucleus. The record is from RefSeq and is a predicted model, not a curated record. The transcript has 2 exons. Bases 516 to 1913 code for a protein of 465 amino acids. Gene Ontology annotation, biological process: regulation of DNA-templated transcription. Gene Ontology annotation, molecular function: DNA-binding transcription factor activity; sequence-specific DNA binding.
AAACCAAAACAAACAAACAAUUCAGAUAGAGCAAAGAAAUCUAUUAUAGAGAUAGAGAGAGAGUGUGUGUGUGUGUGUAUGUUUGUGUGAAGGAGGGCUCUUUCUUUCAGAAAUUCCCAUAUUCUUUCUGAACCUAUUCAUGGACAAACCAAAUCAAUAAUGACAAAAUACAGACUCUUUGUAUUGUCGCCAACGCAGCCAUUGAAAAGUCCUUAAAAAACAAGAGCCUUUUUUUUAACUUUAAUAACUUGCUUUUGCUUCAUUCAUACAAAAACCUUCUUCCUGAGCUUUCCAAACCCACCAUUUCCUUUUUUUUUCAAUGGUGUGUUAGAGGCUUUGAUUCUUACUGUUGAUUGAAAGAGAGAGAUAUUUCUGGCUGGGUUGUCUUUGAAUUUGAAAACCCACUUGGGGAUUUUGAAUUCUUUGUUGACUUCUUGAUCAGCUGGGACUGUAGAAAACCCACUACUGAACUUUAUCUGACAACCCUUUUUGGUGCUCCUUAAUUGGUUGGUGAAAUGAUCAAAGACGAAGGAUCAUCAUCUGUGACUUCUUCACCACUGCAAUUCUGCCAUCUGCUGCCAUCACCUGGUUUAGGCUCACCAUAUCCAUGGAUGAGAGAGCCCAAAUCAGAAGAGAGAGGACUAUAUCUGAUCCAACUUCUUGUUGCCUGUGCUAACCAUGUAGCUGCUGGUAGCCUUGAAAAUGCCAAUAUUGGGCUGGAGCAUAUUUCUCACCUCACUUCCCCUGAUGGUGACUCAAUGCAGCGCAUUGUUGCUUACUUUACCGAAGCACUUGCUGAUAGAAUGCUCAAGAGUUGGCCUGGUCUGUAUAGAGCCUUCAAUUCGACGAAAAUAGUGUCUGUUUCUGAAGAAAUUCUGGUUCAAAGAUUGUUCUUUGAGCUUUGUCCCUUCUUGAAGCUUGCAUAUGUGAUUACAAACCAGGCCAUCUUCGAAGCUAUGGAAGGGGAGAAGAUGAUUCAUAUCAUUGAUUUAAACUCAAGUCAGCCUGCUCAGAUGAUUGAUCUUCUUCAGACUCUAAGUGCUCGCCCUGAAGGCCCUCCCCAUUUGAGGAUCACAGGCAUUCAUGAACAGAAAGAGGUGUUGGAACAAAUGGCGCUUCGGUUGACAGAAGAGGCUGAAAAGCUUGACAUCCCUUUUCAGUUUAAUCCUAUUGUAAGCAAACUAGAGAAUCUUGAUGUCGAAAGUUUGCGAGUCAAGACUGGAGAAGCUCUUGCAGUUAGUGCUGUGCUUCAGCUGCAUUCCCUUUUGGCAAGUGAUGAUGAUAUACAUAAAAGGCACUCGCCAUCAAUGUCGUCGCACCUUCAAAAACUCUCUCUUAUGAAUCAAAGACCUCUAAAAGAUUGGCUAGAAAAAGAUUCACAUAAUUUGUUGAGCAUGAGUCCAGAAUCUGCUUUGUCCCCUUUAUCAGUAAGCGGUUCACCUAAGAUGGGGAGCUUUUUAUCUGCUCUUUGGGGCCUAUCACCAAAGGUGAUGGUGGUAACUGAGCAAGAAUCAAACAACAAUGGGUUCACCUUAAUGGAGAGGAUAUCAGAAGCAUUGUUCUUUUAUGGAGCGUUGUUUGAUUGUUUGGAGUCUACAAUACCAAGAACAUCAAUAGAAAGACAAAAGGUUGAGAAAAUGCUUUUUGGGGAAGAGAUUAAGAACAUUAUAGCAUGUGAAGGAGCUGAAAGAACAGAGAGGCAUGAGAAGCUUGAGAAAUGGAUAUUGAGGCUCGAGUUAGCCGGAUUCGGCAGGGUGCCUUUGAGUUACCAGGGAAUGAUGCAGGCAACUAGGCUGUUGAGACAGAGCCAUGUUUUCAGUGGCUAUAAGAUUAAAGAAGAGAAUGGAUGUUUGAUUAUCUGUUGGCAGGACAGACCCCUCUUUUCUGUUUCUGCUUGGAGAUUUAGAAGGUAAAGCUAGAUUAUUUGACAAGGAGAUGACUUGAGUGAUUUUUUUUUCUUUUUGUUUGUUUUAAUUUUUUUUUCUUUCUGUUGUGAAUUUUAGUUUUCUUCCCUGUAUAAAGGAUCUUAAGCAUGUUCUUGUUCUUUACUGCAUAGUGUUCCUCAGGAAAUAUUACAAGAGCUUUUUCUUUUUUCUUUUUCAGUAUAA